CGGCCGAGUUCGAACUCCGCAUGCAUGUUGCCCCUCAACCCAAGGAGAGCUGGAGCUCGAUCUUGGCGGAGGAACCGUGGGAGCGAGCACGCAUGCACACAGCCAGAUGGAGACGAUCCCCAUCGCAGGCCCGGCCCUGGAGUGUGCCCGAGCGCAGGCGGCGUGCGCGCACGCGCCAGGGAGGGCAGGGGCGGGUGACGUGGGCCCUCGUCCCCGGCGGCGCGCUCGCGCCCCGGCCACGCCAGCCCCCGCGGCGCGUGCAGCGCGCGCUCCCGCCUCGGGCCGCGCGGCGGCGGGCGCGAGCCGCCGCCGGACGCGGCGCGCCCACUGGUUGUUGUUACUCCUCCUAUUAGUUGAGAUUUCGGAGGGGGGAGGCGGAGCGCGGAGCCGCAGAGAUCGAUCUCGCCCUCAACCAGCCACCGUCGGGGAGCUACGCGUUGCCGCCUAGCCGGCCGGCCAGCCAGCCUCGUCCUCCUUCCUCUUCCCUGCCCGUCGUCGCGCUCCGGUCUCGUGCGUACGAGCCUGCUCGAUCCGUCGCCGCCGCCACGUACGGGAGCUGCCGAUGGACGCCGCGCAGGCGCCCGCGGGAGUGGUGGUCGACGUCGAGGCGCUCGCCGGACGGGGAGGGAGCCACGCUCCCGCUGCGCCGCCCAAGGAGCCAGCAUGGAAAAGGUUUUUGUGCCACGUUGGACCAGGAUUUAUGGUUUCCCUGGCCUACCUUGAUCCCGGGAACUUGGAGACGGAUUUGCAGGCUGGAUCCAGUCACAGAUAUGAGCUCCUCUGGGUGAUCCUGAUUGGCCUCGUCUUCGCACUAAUCAUUCAGUCACUAUCUGCUAAUCUCGGAGUAGUCACAGGGUGGCAUCUUGCCGAGCUAUGCAAGGCGGAAUAUCCAACAUGGGUUAGAAUCUGCCUAUGGCUGCUGGCAGAGUUAGCUGUGAUUGCUGCAGAUAUCCCAGAAGUUAUAGGGACAGCUUUUGCUUUCAACCUCUUGUUCCACAUCCCUGUUUGGGUAGGGGUUCUCAUCACCGGCUCAAGCACGCUUCUCCUCCUUGGACUGCAAAAAUAUGGGGUUAGGAAGCUGGAGCUUUUGGUUGCGCUAUUGGUGUUCACCAUGGCAGCAUGCUUCUUCAUAGAGAUGAGCAUUGUAAAGCCUCCUUCAAAGGAGGUUAUCCACGGGCUAUUCGUCCCUAGUUUGAGUGGUUCUGGUGCUACUGGGGACACUAUAGCCCUUCUUGGGGCUCUUGUGAUGCCGCACAAUCUAUUCUUGCACUCUGCCCUGGUACUGUCAAGGAACACACCCUCAUCUGUAAGAGGAAUCAAGGAUGCUUGCAGAUUCUUCCUUUUUGAAAGUGGCGUAGCGCUGUUUGUGGCACUUCUCAUCAACAUCUGUAUUGUCUCUGUCUCUGGAACCAUCUGUAACUCAAGCAAACUCUCACCUGAUGACUCAGCAAAAUGCAGUGACAUCACCUUGGACUCCUCGUCCUUCCUCCUCAGGAAUGUGCUAGGUAAGAACAGUGCCGUUGUGUAUGGAGUGGCACUCUUGGCUUGUGGAAUAAGCUCAACCAUCACUGGCACUUACGCUGGGCAAUACAUCAUGCAGGGUUUCUUGGACAUCAAGACGAAACAGUGGUUGAGGAACUUGAUGACUCGCAGUAUUGCGAUUGUACCAAGCUUAAUUGUUGCCAUCAUCGGUGGGUCCAGCGGCGCUGGCCGUCUCAUCAUCAUCGCAUCGAUGAUAUUGUCAGUUGAGCUACCGUUUGCUCUCAUCCCACUUCUAAAGUUCAGCAGUAGUAGCAACAAGAUGGGAGAAAAUAAGAACUCCAUCUAUAUUAUUUGGUUCUCGUGGAUCCUCGGGUUUAUCAUUAUUGGGAUAAACAUCUACUUCCUCAGCUCUAAACUAGUUGGCUGGAUCUUCCACAACUCGAUGCCGAUUUACGCUAGUGUGCUCAUCGCCAUUGUCGUGUUCCCCCUUAUGCUGCUCUACAUCUCUGCCGUGAUCUACCUGACGUUCAGGAAGGACACCAUCAAGUUUGCACUUCGUGGUGAGCUGCAGGCUGUUGAAACUGACAAAUCAAAGGUCGCCAAUCAUAGCAGCAAUGAGGAAAACAAGGAGCAGCUUGUUUAGUCGUCCCAUGUUUGCAGGCAUAUGCUAGCUUUGAUAAAUGCCUGUAUGUCACGGUUGCAAGGGCCAUACAGGUUUAGAAAUAGAAUCAAAGCAUCAAUCAAGUCUGGAGAAUGAUUUCACGAUUGUUGAGGAGCUUGAUGACUAAUAUUCGAAGAAAAGAUGUUGCUACUAAUUGAUCUUUAUACAGCACGCUUGGAGAGAAUGGCAGCACGACAACUGGGAUUGACACUAAAGCUCGGAAUGGUUUAAAGAUAAUUGGUGAGAACGGGCUUGAAGCAUAGUUAGAUCCCUGAGUUGUUCAUGUACGAAUUCCUGCAGAAGCAUAAUUUUUUGAAAGAAUCUUUAAUCUGGAAUGACUUCGAUGUUGUUUCGGUUGUGAA
Messenger RNA from Panicum virgatum (switchgrass), 2505 nucleotides. RefSeq names its product metal transporter Nramp1-like. The transcript has 13 exons. The coding region runs from base 563 to 2125 and encodes 520 amino acids. Gene Ontology annotation, molecular function: manganese ion transmembrane transporter activity; cadmium ion transmembrane transporter activity. Gene Ontology annotation, cellular component: membrane. Lineage: Eukaryota; Viridiplantae; Streptophyta; Magnoliopsida; Poales; Poaceae. The record is from RefSeq and is a predicted model, not a curated record. Gene Ontology annotation, biological process: metal ion transport.